AUGCAGCGUCCUGCAAGCUACAAGGAAAUUCUCGACGUCGCCACCAAGGCCGUGUCCAUCUUCGCGGCGUCGAAGGAACUGGACCUGCUGGUCCUCACGAACAGAUACCCCAGGGAGAAGCUCGAGAAGCACCUCGUGUCCGCCGACCCUGACUUCUACCUCUGGUCGCCGCGCGACGCGCCCCCGCAGCACCGCGUGCUGUGCUACAAGCUGCCCAGGGCGCCGGGCGAGGCCAAGCGCGGCUGCAAGGUCAACGUCGUGCUGCCGGACAACAUCGGCAUGCCGGUGAUCCUCCCGAGCAAGGUGCAGCGUAUCGACGACCUGCCCGUCAUGCCACUGCUGCUGCUGCUGUUCCUGAAGCUGCAGUGCUGGACGGACCGCCGCGUCACCCUGCGCUGGUAUAUGCGCUCCAAGCAGCACGACGAGGACGUCAGGGACAUCCGCGAUCUGCUCGUCCUCGUGCGCAGCCGCGGCGAGUGCAUCGACAGGGACAGGCUGCAGUGGCUCCCGACGCCGACGGUGGAGGCCGCUAUCGUCCGCAUCACAGAGUUUGUAGAAGCCUUCCCAGAUACCACGACUAAUUGGAGGGUCGUUGGGUAUGCCCCGCGGUGA
Postia placenta MAD-698-R-SB12 is the source of this 612-nucleotide messenger RNA. RefSeq lists its product as hypothetical. NCBI's taxonomy places the organism in Eukaryota, Fungi, Basidiomycota, Agaricomycetes, Polyporales, Adustoporiaceae. The record is from RefSeq and is a predicted model, not a curated record. The transcript has 2 exons. Bases 1 to 612 code for a protein of 203 amino acids.